AACAGUAGCACCAACAUUAACCACAUGCUACUCUACCAUCAGCACUAUCAUCAACAACAACAAGAACUACAACGCCUGGGCAAUAAUGCUGCUGCUCACAGUUUGAGCCCGAAUGGAGGAAACAACAACAACAACAACUUCAACCAAUCUAAUAACAAUAACUCCAACAACAACAAUACCAACAAUCAUUUGGAUGUAAUACGACAGAACGGAGUCGCUGCUCUGAAUUAUCUUCAACAACAACUGCAGUUGCAGCAACCGCAAUCACAACAACCACUACUAUCACCACCACCGUAUCAGCCACAGCCACAGCCACAGCAACAGCAACAGCUGAAUGGACAAUCAUCCCGUCAACAACAACAGCAAAAGAAUCAACAACCCUCCAGUAGUAGCAGUCUCAACAAUGGUCACAGCAACAACCAGACCAACAGCUACAACAGCGGCAGUAAUGAGAUGCUCCACAGCAGUUACACCAAUAACAGUAGUAGUGGCCUGCCACUGACUAACAAUUACACCAACAGCAGUAAUAGUGGCCUGGCACUCAACAACAGUGGCAGUGGUCUGGCACUCAACAAUAGUUACAGAAACAUAAGUGGGAAUAACCUGGCCCUCAACAACACAAACAGUUACACCAACAACAGUAACAGUGGCCUGUCACUCAACAACACUUACAACAGCAACAAUAGGACGGGUCUGGCACUCAACAACAGCUUCACCAACCACAGUGGGAAUAGUCUGUCACUCAGCAACUUUACCAACAAUAGUAGCAGUAGCAGUGGUCUGGCGCGCCACAGCAGUUCAGGCCACACCAGUAGCUACACCAACAAUCAGAACAAUAGCCGCGCAGGCCCCAACAAUAGCUGCAGCAACAAAAGCAAUGACCUGCCACACAACAACAACAACAAAAACAGCAGUCACAACAAUCAGAGCAAUGUCAGCCAUAGUAGUCGUUCCCCACAGCACGAGUUCAGCUUCAAUAUACCAACCACUGAACAGGAGCUGCAGCAGCAAACACUCAAGCUGCAGCAACUGCACAUCAGCAACAGCUUCCACGCAACAUCAGCAGCAACAAGUGAAGGUGCCACAACAGACACGACAGCGACAACCACAGCCAACCACACAUCAAAUGUUGGCUUCCUCUGGCGUACAGAUAAUAUAUAAAACAAAUGAUAAGCAUAUAUAAUCUAGAACCUAAUAUGGAUCAUCGUAGUACCAGUAUCCAUCGAAACCAUUUAUCCAUUUAUAUAUAUAUAGAUAUAUAGAUACGAAACCCAAAUUUUUAUGUUCUCAAACCCCGAUACCUUUUUUUUGUGUAUGUUCCUCAUUCGAACUUUUAUGUUGUAGUACGUUUUUUUUCUUUUUGUGCUUUUUUUUGGGAAGAAUCUUUUUUUUCUUUUUUGUAACUAGCUGUAAGACAAGACACGUAUACAUAUAUAUAAAAAGAUAAAUUAAUAUAUAUAUAUAUAUAUAUAUAACCUAUAUAUAUAUAUAUAUGUAUGUAUAUAGAUCGAGAGAUCUAGAUCGGAAGGAACGAUCAUUUUUUUUGCUUACACCUAGAGAAAUAACUACGAAAACACACAUUUUUUUGUCACAUAUUUAUAAUAAUGAUAUAUAUAUAUCAAAAGGAAUAUAUACAAGAUUAUAUAUAUAUACAUACAUAUAUACAAAAACACACACAUACACUUAUAUAUCCAAUACUAUAUAGCAUACUUGUAGGCGUGAGGACAUAAGCCCUAUUUUUUUUCUCCGUGUCUGAAACUGAAACUGAUUUUUUUGGCGCAAACAAUGCCGCAACAACGUACACGAAUUUCGUGUAUGUUUAUAGCUGAAGUUAAUCCAGAUACUAUGAUUAUCUUAUAAAUAUUGUUUUUUUUUUUUCAUAAUUUAUAAUCAAAUUUUUUUGUCUAUUCAAUAUAUACCGUAACCAUAAUGGACUGGCAAGGCGGCUGCGCAUGCUCAAGUUUUCAGGCUGUUUAAGAAUAAACGAAAACAAAAAAUACAAGAGAAAUACUUAGCUAGAGAUAGGCUUGAGGUGAACUUUGAGUGGGGAAUCCCACAUGAAAUUACAAAAUACCAAUUUUUUUCAUAGCUAUAGAGAAGAAACGCUUCUUUUUUUUUUUUAAUAACAUAAUAAUAAUCGAUGUGAAAUCCACUUUUUUUUUAGUUUAUUUUAUGAAAAAGCUUGAGCAUGUGGCAGCGAUAACGAAAAACAAGCAUUGUAAGAAGGAAAGCAAAAGAAUGAAUGAAACCACGUGAUAAAGAGUCCGACGAAAAGGAAAAUCAGAAGAGACAGAAAUACAGAGAGAAGAAAUGGAAAAGCAAAUAUAAAGAAAAGCACUCAAAAUCUUAAGCGCCUGUGGGGUGGGGGGGUGAGGAACCUGGUCUAGGCAUAAAAUAUUAACCCAUCCCGCAUUGUUUUGUGUUUUUUUAUUUUCCGUAUUUAGUUGUAAGUUUUUUUUUGAUUUUCGUUUUAUUUUAUUAUGAUCUUUUUUUGGCCAGACAUUCUCUCCCCCGGAAAGCAGAGACAGCAUUCAUAAUUUCUUUCGGUGUAGGUGCAUAAAUUAAUGGAAAAACAGAAACCCAGAAAACUCAGAAACAUGUAUAACGAUACAACUUCAGAAUAUUCGAUUAUACAUAUAUGUUCCGUUCAAACCUAUCACUAUUUGUAUGCAUUAGUUCAUGAAUGUGAAAACUUUUAAUUUGUCGAAACGAAAUUUUAAUUUUUUGAAAUACCAUUUAUUUUCUAGUUGUAUUACACGGUCCCACAUCUGGCUUCGAAAUACAACAAUUACCAACAAAUAAGCAAGAAAAAUUAUCUAAUAAACAUUUUGACCAUCAGAAACA
Molecule: messenger RNA, 2844 nt
Organism: Drosophila miranda
Lineage: Eukaryota; Metazoa; Arthropoda; Insecta; Diptera; Drosophilidae
Exons: 1
Coding region: 25-1161 (378 amino acids)
Source: RefSeq, a predicted model, not a curated record